Messenger RNA from Haliotis rufescens (red abalone), 1125 nucleotides. RefSeq names its product G-protein coupled receptor 54-like. Gene Ontology annotation, molecular function: G protein-coupled receptor activity. The record is from RefSeq and is a predicted model, not a curated record. The coding region runs from base 1 to 1125 and encodes 374 amino acids. NCBI's taxonomy places the organism in Eukaryota, Metazoa, Mollusca, Gastropoda, Lepetellida, Haliotidae. The transcript has 4 exons. Gene Ontology annotation, cellular component: membrane. Gene Ontology annotation, biological process: G protein-coupled receptor signaling pathway.
AUGCCUUCGUACGACAUCACCGCUAACGUGUCCGUCUCCGCGGUCAACGUGACCGUCACCGAAGACUCCUCUAUGGUCACCGCCCUCCACGUCAUGCUCAUCACCGUCAUCUGGGGUAUCAUCAUCGCCGUCGGGUCCCUUGGCAACCUGAUCGUCAUAUAUGUCAUGUGUUGCCAUGGCGACAGAUCGGCGACAAGUUAUUUUGUUAUCAACCUGGCGAUUGCUGACUUCGCGUUUAUGACGAUCGUGGUUUCGCUGACCACCUCGAUGUACGGAUCUCUGGACUGGCUGUACGGGAACAAUGUGUGCAAGCUGACACAAUACAUGAUACACGUUAACCUACUAGCCACGUGUCUGACACUGACCGCGAUGACCGUAGACCGUUACUUCGCCAUUGUCCAUCCUAUCCGAUCCAUCCGGUCAAGGACGCCGCAAGUGCCCAUCUUCAUCAACAUUGGAAUCUGGUUAGCAUCGUUUUCGCUCAGCACUCCCUACAUCCUCUACUACCGCGUCGUCACCGACUACUACCGCGGCCCCCGCGUCUACUGCAAGGCGGAAUGGCCCGACCCCCGCUGGCAGAGGGGUGUGACCGUGGCGGUUGUCAUGGCAACCUACGUCCUCCCCCUCACCGUCAUCAUCCUCUGCUACACCCUCAUUCUCAAACACCUCUGGAAGAACAAGGUCACCAGUCGGCGAGACAACGAUCCUCAUCCAGUGGUCAGCGAGGGGACGGCAGGAAACACCACGCAUGACAGACGUCGUCGUAAGGUCGCCAAGAUGGUGGCCAUCGUCGUCAUUCUGUUUGCUUCACUCUGGUUUCCGAUCCACGCCUUCAGUCUUGCCUACCACUUUCACCCCCACUUCCCCAAGACUCAGGUUCUCUACAACAUCAAGAUCAUUGCACACACUCUGUCCUUCUUCAACUCCUGCGUGAACCCCUUCGUCUAUGCCUUCAUGGGCGACGGAUUUCGCCGUGCGUUCCGGAAGUCCUUCCCAUCAUGCAUCAGGCGCAACCGGAUUAUACCCUGGGUAGCGAGCGAAGCUGGACACUCGGCCAUGAACGAUACCCGUAUGACGGAAACCUUCAGAAGCCGAUCAAAUACCCAAAAGAGCACCAAAGCCUAA